Messenger RNA from Morus notabilis, 1782 nucleotides. Its product is annotated as E3 ubiquitin-protein ligase RING1-like. The coding region runs from base 390 to 1526 and encodes 378 amino acids. NCBI's taxonomy places the organism in Eukaryota, Viridiplantae, Streptophyta, Magnoliopsida, Rosales, Moraceae. Gene Ontology annotation, biological process: protein ubiquitination. Gene Ontology annotation, cellular component: cytoplasm. Gene Ontology annotation, molecular function: ubiquitin protein ligase activity. The transcript has 3 exons. The record is from RefSeq and is a predicted model, not a curated record.
CUGUCUCUCUCUCUCUCUCCUGUUUCUUUCUCUCUCUCUCUCCAAUUUUCUCUUCUACGCCGCUGCACCGGCGAAUUUCGGCAAUCGUCAUCCGGCGAGUGUGGCAACCGCUUCAGUCAGGUGAAGAAAUAAAUUGAUUCAAUUGCUUACUAAAGAAAAAAAAAAUACAAUCGAUAUUGUGGGGAAAGGAGAAAGGAUAUUCAUUAAGAUUCUAGUACUCCUACACACUUUAAAGUGUUGAUUGCCAGAGCUUCUUUGCUUGUUGAGCAACGUGUGCCAAACCAGUAUUCUUUAAAGCCCCCCCUACAUUUUCUAGGUCUGUUCUUCCUUGUUUCACCCUCCAUUUAAGUUGUGCAUCCUCUCUCCUCUACUUUGGCUUUCCUAGCAACAUGUCAUCAUCAGGUGGAAACUCCGGUGGAGGUGGUAUUGGCAUCAGUGCACCUCAACCUUACUUCUGCCACCAGUGCAACCGCACUGUAAGCAUCACUCCCUCACCAACCUCUGAUCUGGUUUGUCCUGUUUGCGGCGGUGGCUUCCUCGAAGAAGUUCAAAACCCUAAUCCAUCCCCUGAACCUAGCCCUAAUUCCUUCUUCUCCUUUUCAUCUGAUGAUUCCUCCUUUGGUGCCAGGGGAUUUCCUCUAUUGUUCACCACCACAUCCUCCUCUGGUCAUGGUGGUGGUGCCUUGGUCGAUGAUCUUCCUGCCCUCUUCGGUGGUCCGCUAACCAGAGUGUCACAAUCUGAAGACACUGAUGCGUUCAAUCCAUUUGCGUUCCUUCAAAACUAUUUACAAACUUUAAGGGCCACUGGUGCCAAUGUUCAGUUUGUGAUUGAUGGCAACCCUGGGGACCCCGCUGGGUUCCGUGUUCCUACUAAUCUCAAUCUUGGGGAUUACUUCUUUGGCCCUGGACUUGAGCAAUUGAUCCAACAACUUGCAGAGAAUGAUCCAAAUCGUUAUGGAACCCCUCCAGCAUCAAAAUCUGCCAUGGAAGGACUUCCCUCAGUAAAGAUUACAGAGGAACUAUUGGCUUCAGACUCAUCACAGUGUGCUGUGUGCAAGGACACAUUUGAGCUUGGUGAGGAGGCAAAACAAAUGCCCUGCAAACACAUUUAUCAUUCUGAAUGUAUUCUGCCAUGGUUGGAAUUGCAUAAUUCUUGCCCGGUGUGUCGAUAUGAGUUGCCCACUGAUGAUCCUGAUUACGAACAGAGGAAUCGUGGGACCUCUACACCUGCAAAUCAAAGUCAAGCAGCUGGGGGGUUCAAUAUCUCUGUUGGUGGUGGCAGCAUUAAUGCCGUUGGUGAUGGUAGUGGAAGUGGGGCAACCUCUGGAGAAAAUCCUCAGACACCAAGAAUGGUGGAGCGGAGGUUUACCAUUUCAUUGCCGCAGCUGUUUAGGGUAUUUGGUUCAACUGCUGAGACAAGUAACACUGGCAGCGGUAACAACAAUGGAAACAAUGAAGGUUCAAACUCGGAAAACAGGGGAAAUCAGAGCACUGGAUCAGAGCCUAGACAUGAAGAUCUUGAUUAAGGAUUAUCGGUUGAUGCUACUUGGUUAUAAUAUUGAAGAUAUCCAACAAAAUGAAUACAAUGCAUGGUCGAAGCAAGUACAGUGUAAACAGAGUAGACAUUUUUUUAUAUGUUUUUAAGCUCAAUGUGCACAUUUAAUUGACAGGGUUUUUGGGAUUUCCGUCUGAAUGAAUCCAUUUUGAUUCAGUAUUUCUCUUUUGUCAUCUAAAACUACAGUACUGAAUUUUUGGUCACAGGGUUAUUUCUCAACUCAAGUU